This is a messenger RNA of Microdochium trichocladiopsis, 1136 nucleotides long. RefSeq lists its product as uncharacterized. Bases 442 to 957 code for a protein of 171 amino acids. The transcript has a single exon. Lineage: Eukaryota; Fungi; Ascomycota; Sordariomycetes; Xylariales; Microdochiaceae. The record is from RefSeq and is a predicted model, not a curated record.
GUGCUGUGUAGUGUAUUUUUGUUUUCGGGGACUGUUCUCGAGUCUGUCACCUAGUCAUGGACGCCAUGGCCCCUGAGUCUUGGUCUGGAGAUGUAGAGGUAGGAUGACAAUCGCACGAUACAAUCGAGCACCUGCUGUUCGGUGGCACUGGGCGUGGGUGAGUAAUAGACGAGGGACCGCCUGUCUGUGGCCCAAGAAGACCCUUUUUGCCACUGCGUGGGUUGAGGUGCAAUCUGCCAUGGCCGGAGCUAAUGCAUAACAAGAUCUGCAUGUACCAAGACGGCCUUCCGAACGGUCGCGGGCCCAGCCCAGUCCAUCCGCAGGAACAUGAACAACAAAACAACUAGCAGCAUGGUAAGCGCCAUCGGCCCCGUUCCGCAGUCAAUGACAUAAGUGGACUCGUGUAGAGCAAGGCUGCCCCUGUCGUUCCUGGCCAGCUGGAUGUGUGGUAUGCUGGGGAAGCUCAUUUCAUGCAGAGAAGCGCUGCAUAACAGAGCCCAGACGGCGAGAACAGGCGUGCACACGAUAAUGCCUGUUUUCCUCCGGACCAGAGCUGAUCAAGGCUCAGAGAGCGCAACAUGCGAAGCUCACAAUGCCGUGACGAAAGACGAGGGUAGCGGUGGUAUGGAUGAUUGGGUCACAGCCCGUGCCUGCCACCACAAGCAUGUCCUAUCAAUAUCUUGCUCGGGAUCUACCAGUCGUCUCUCGGGCAGUCUCGAAGGCGAAUUUCAGGAAGGCGGCAUUUCGAAGAGACGACGUUGGCGUCUCACGAAUCGAGUUGCUGUGGAAGUGGGGAUGGAGAGCUGGAUGGACCCUUAUUCCGGGUUUUCGUGGGCUCCAGGGCUGCUGGCUACUGAAAUCAAGCCCCGAUCCAGGUGUAAGCCAAGGUCGGCUCAAACCCAUCUGACUUGGUUUCUUGACAUGCCAUCACAUAGAUUCGUCUCUGUUCGGUCGUAGCUGGUCUCUGCGAGUGUAGAAGACUUGCUCUCUCGGUGGUCCACAGGAGCGAUACUGUGCAUAUCUUCAUGCCAGGUUGAGACCAGCACAAGGCAUUUGUCCGUGUUCUGGCCAGAUUCGAGACUGCUGGUGUGUAGCUGGAGCAAGUGGUGGUGCAUGAGUACAGACGACACUUUGGC